Messenger RNA from Effrenium voratum, 1217 nucleotides. The record is from the annotation of a GenBank genome assembly. Lineage: Eukaryota; Dinophyceae; Suessiales; Symbiodiniaceae.
CCUUGGGUCAUUUGGGAUGGUUCCAGCCUGAUUCGUUGAUUCCCCGUUUUUCUGGGGGCGAGCCUGGCUUGUGAAAAAUCGGGUUGAGAUGUCUCGAUCUUUGGCUCAAGACACAUCAGCCGUCACACGGCGCACGAUCCAUGGUGCCCAACGCGAGGCGGCGAUGUGUGGUGCUGCCAGCGCUGCUGUUCCUAGCCGGUAGCGCCUUCGUGGGAUGGCAGGCCGCUGGCCGAUCUUACGGCACCGCCAUGGAAGCAGCAAAGGCCAAGAAGCAGAAGCAGAAGAUGUCUUUGUCAGAAGCCCUGGAGCGGCAGAAGAAGGAGAAGGAGACGGAGAAGAGCAAGAAGGAAGAGGCCAAACUGGAGGCUGAGGAGAUCUUCUGGGAGGGCCCCCCAUCCUCCACAGAGAUGCUUGCUCCAUUCCUGAGUUGCUUCUUGGUCCUCGGGAUCAUCCCCUUCAUCGCCGCGGUGAACCGCCAGUUCCGGGUCAAGUACAAGAUCACAAGCCAGCGCGUCUCUGUGACAGGUGGUCUUGAUGGAAAGGACAUCACAGAAUUCUCCUAUCAGGAAAUCUACGAGAUGAAAUACGGUUUGCGCUUCUUCGGCUACUGCGCUGACAUGAGGGUGAACCUCCGUGAUGGUGCGAAAGUGGAGCUUUUCGGACUCCUGAAUUUCGAGGAUAAUUACAAGUACAUGCUUUCCAGGUGUGGCAAGGAUGCUCGCAAGAGAAGUGACCCACCGCCCAGCUAGACUCAACGUGAAAUAGAAUGAACCUGACACGCGGGGCAAGAGCCGUGCGCUCUAGGCCAAAAGGUCAAGUUCUGUGCCCGCGGAGAUGUCUCAAGUCAGUUUGAUCCAAAUUUUCAGUCAGCUGGCCUUUGCACAUUUGAAUCCACAAAGCGUGUUCAGAGGUUUCUUGCAUAGGCCGAGCUGCGGGAUGCGGCAUAAGCCGCUUUCGGAAGGGAGCCGAUGUUACAUGGGGAGAUGCUCACAAAGAAGGUGCCACGAUUGAACGCACCACUCGUACUGAGCAGCUUCCCACGGGCCGAUGUGUCGCAACUCCUGUGUUAGCAAAAACUUAGAGAUGCAUUGGCAGACAGGAGAAUCUGGGGGCUUGCGUAUCGUGCAUUGUUGUUAUUUUCCUCUCCGCAUUUUUCGACUUGGCAAGAAAAGGGCCAGAGGCUGCAAUGCGGACACAGCGGAUGUUCAAUGUCAAGC